Messenger RNA from Astyanax mexicanus (Mexican tetra), 13739 nucleotides. RefSeq names its product StAR-related lipid transfer (START) domain containing 9 (gene stard9). Gene Ontology annotation, biological process: microtubule-based movement. The transcript is spliced from 32 exons. Bases 221 to 11374 code for a protein of 3717 amino acids. The record is from RefSeq and is a predicted model, not a curated record. Gene Ontology annotation, molecular function: ATP binding; microtubule motor activity; microtubule binding. NCBI's taxonomy places the organism in Eukaryota, Metazoa, Chordata, Actinopteri, Characiformes, Acestrorhamphidae.
GACCGCAGGAAGUUUCAGCAGCAGCUCAGUCGCGCGCGUGUUCUCUGCGUUCGCUCCACGCGGGGAUGAAUGGCAGGCAGGCAGGGUCUUUAGGGCUUGUCACCGUCGAUUCCGCCCGUUUUACCGGGAUGAAGAGAUCACGAGAUGGAGCGUGAGCGCGCUGUGUGGACCCUGACCUCACAGUUCUCUCCAGCGGUUCCCCCCGUGCGGUUUCGGGCGAAUGGCAAACGUGAAAGUGGCGAUUCGGGUUCGGCCCCUGAACUCCAGGGAGAGUGUGGAUGGAGGGAGGAUAGCUGUACAGGUGGAGGACAAAGUGGUGAAAGUGAAAAAUGUGAAGCUGGAAGGACGAUUAGAUGGGCGAGCGGAGGCUCCGGGUGACUCCAGAGAGAGGCUGCUGGAGUUUGGAUUUGAUUACUGUUACUGGUCCGUGAACACAGAGGCGCCCAACUAUGCCUCUCAAGAAGACGUGUUCCAGGAUCUGGGUGUGUCGGUGCUGGCUGGGGCAGCUGAAGGAUACAAUAUCUGUCUGUUUGCAUACGGACAGACAGGCUCAGGGAAGACCUACACCAUGAUGGGCACUCCAAAUUCAAUGGGACUGACUCCUAGGAUCUGUCAGGGGCUUUUUCGAUCUGAUAUGGACUCUCCAGAUGGACAGAACUGUAGGGUGGAAAUAAGCUUUUUAGAGAUCUAUAAUGAGCGCGUGCGUGAUCUGCUGAGAGGGAUGGAGCAAAAGAAGCCGGCCCCUCUGCGUGUGAGGGAGCACCCAGAGAAGGGACCGUAUGUGCAGGGUCUCUCUCAGCAUGUGGUGUCAGACUACAAGCAGGCAGUAAAUCUGUUGGAGGAAGGCAUUGCGAACCGCAUCACCGCAGCCACGCAUGUUCAUGACGCCAGCAGUCGCUCGCACGCCAUCUUCAGCAUCCAGUACACACAGGCUAUUUUAGAGAAUAACCUCCCAUCUGAAAUAGUGAGCAAAAUCAACCUGGUGGACCUAGCUGGCAGUGAGAGAGCAGACCCUCACUAUUGCAGAGACCGCAUCACAGAAGGAGCCAACAUCAACAAGUCUCUGGUGACUCUGGGAAUUGUAAUAUCUGCUCUCGCCCAGAACUCUCAGAUGUGCAGCAGCAGUCAGAGCAUUAACAGCAUGUUGAGUGAGGGGGAGGGCAGCACUGUCGGCAGUCACUUCAGCUCGCUGUCCAGCAGCGUCCGCAGGCAGUGCUUCAUUCCUUACAGAGACUCUGUUCUCACCUGGCUUCUUAAAGACAGCCUGGGUGGCAACUCCAAAACCAUCAUGAUUGCAACAAUAUCACCUUCUUAUAGCAGCUAUAAUGAAACUCUUAGCACUCUCCGCUAUGCAGCUCAUGCCAGGAAUAUUGUCAACAAGCCAAGAGUCAAUGAGGACGCCAAUGUGAGGCUCAUCAGGGAGCUUCGGGAAGAGGUUGAUCGGUUGAAGAGCAUGCUGCUGAACUUCUCAAUGCAGAGGAACCCAAGCCCCUCGCUGAGUGAUGAGAGAGAGAGCAGCUUUUCUGAUAUAGUGCUACAAAAUGAACUGAAGGUGGAGCAGCUGACCAAAGACUGGUCAGAGAGUUGGCGUCACAAGCGAUCACUGCUGGAGGAGUACAGCGUGGACAUUAACCAGGACAAAGCUGGAGUUCAGAUCCACUCUCUGCUGCCACAUCUCAUCGCUAUGGAACCCGAUGUGCUGAGCACAGGAGUCAUGAUCUACCACCUCCGGGAAGGGGUCACCAGAAUUGGACCUCAUGAACAGAAUGGAGAGGAACCCCAUAUAGUUCUUCCAGAAGGUUCAAUGUGUGAAAUUGAGAAUCGGAAUGGCGUGGUCACCCUCAGACCCCUCCCAUACAGUGUAUGUGUGGUCAACGACAGAGUGGUCACAGAAAACUGUAGACUUGCACAAGGUGCCGUGAUAACAUUAGGAGGACUUCACAAAUUCCGCUUCAACCACCCUGCAGAGGCAGCGGUUCUGAGAGAAAGGAGACGGACUAGUGAAGCAGGUCUGCUCUGUGGCCCCAGUGAACUCAACUCUUUCAGACCUUACUCAAGGACGGUGGGUACUGGGUGUCAGGAGCUCAGUGAUGGGUCAGCUCCCAGACAGCGGCUAGAGGAGCAGCAGCAUUAUGUGGAGUGCCUGCAGGAGGAGAUCCAGGUGGAACAAAGACGAGCUGAGAAAGAGCUGGAAAUAGAACAGGCUCAUCUACGACAACAGUGCUCAGAGAUUGAGCAGUGGAUCUGGCAAGAAAAGCAGCGUCUUGCUGCCAUCAGGGAGAAGGGAACACUGGAGUCAGCGGUACAGACUGAUUUCUUUCCUAUGCCUGUAUUGACUGAUGCUAAUAAGAAACCUUCAGACAGAGGUGAUGAAGAAACAGUGAGAGUAAGGAAGAAGGUCGUGCAGGAGGAGCUCCUGAAACACCAUGCGCUUCGAAGGGCCGAGAGCCGAGUUCGACGCAAAAGGCUGCACUACCAGCUGGAGAGAAUUGCUCGCAAGAGACACCUGCUGGAGGCAAAGCGAGAGCUUCAGAGAUUAGAGAACGCCUUUCCUCUUGGAGUACAAGGAUCCUCAUCUCCUGAGUUGGGGUCGCCCUCAAAAUGCAGAGGCCGCCCCAUCGUCUCUCGGAGACAUUCUUUCUCUGCCGAGCUUUUGUCUCGACUUUACCCUCAGCACAUUCCCAUAUUCAGCCAGUUUCUUCGGAGGAACAGAUCAUCAGACUCCACGUCAUCUCUCUCCGGGUUUACUUACCCCAGGAAAUGGUUGUCUGAUGAAUUUCUGCCUGAUCAAAGCACUAGAACCCGCUCCAACACUAUGCCCUCAAGAUAUAGUCAUGAGACCUCAAGUAGGGUUGGAUCCACUGAGAAUCUCAUACCCUUGCAGAGGAAGAAUUUACCAUCUGGUGGAAUGACUAAACUUGAAUCAUCAAUUGACAAUCAUACAGGAAACCAUCGUAUAUCCUCAGAAUCUCCACUGGAUUCAAACAAUAAAGACAAGAGAAAAGUUCUACCGAUAAUUAAACAAUCAAGUACACAAAAAGGCUCAUCCAAGGGAGGCAAAUGUUGUGGAAGUAAAGGUCUGGAGUCAAUCCGCAAAGUACUCUCCAAAUCUGUUGGCUCUGGAAUAAAGACAGCUUUAUCAAGAGUGUUUCGGAAGCCUCCUUUAGGAUUGCGAGGUAGCAGAAGUGCUAAGUCUGCUAGCCGAGUAAAAGCUCAAUUUGUUUCGGGGAGAGAUGAAGAUAAAGAUAAAUUUGUGGGAGACAAAGACAAAACAAAUCAGAAGAAGCAACCCAUCAAAGCAACAGUGUCUUGUGAUGGUUUGGAGAGUCUUACUUUGAAAAAAGACAAGCAGCAGAGACGCUGGCAUAGUGCUGAAGCCCUGACAAAUAAAACUAAAAAAUGGGUUAGGAGACAGCAAGGGCUGACUGGAUGUGAAGAAAAUGAUGUUGAGGAAGAAACCGAUGGAUCUUCAGACUGUGACAGACAUUUCUCAAUGGACUCGCUCUCCUCAGCUUACGCCACAGCUUUGGCAGAGCAGCUUCAGCAGGAAGAGUUUGAGCCAAGCGAGGCAGAAAGCGAGGACAGUCAGAUGUCUAAGGACUCUCUUGUCAUGGAGAGCAGUGGUAAGCACAUUACUGCAAGGCCAGCAUUUGACAACAAGCCCAAUCCUGAGUUUCCGACUCAUAGUUUCCAGUCUUCGUUCAGUUCUCAAUCAAUCAUUACUAAGUUAAAAAUGGAGAAAUCCAAAGAAAUGCCUGCAGAGGCUUAUUGGAGUCUACAUAGUAGUCCUAAGCCUGGACGACUGAACAAGUCUCGAGUAGCUAAAGAGUCCUCAAGCAACUCAGAGCUCACAUUUGAAUCCAGACCUUCAAGUAACAGCAGUGUUAGGGAGCCAGAGAAUUUACUUGCCCUUACCGAUGCAUGGUCCUCCACCGAUGCAGCUGAUAGCCCACGAAGUCUCAGAGUGUCAGAGGGCUUGUUAAAACAGGCUCUACACAAACCACUAGAAAACAGAAGUAGCCAAAGCCCAACUAGCCUUGAUCUGUCUGGUACACUGAGUAUAAACGGUUCUGAAGGCCAAAAAGUAUCUCGUUCUGAUUCUACAGAAAGUCAAGGUGACAAGACACUUGAGGAACAAAGUCACAGAUCUUCUGAACUCGAAACGACCUUGGACCACUGCUGGAGUGAUUUAGACUCUACACCUUGUUCCACACAUGAACGUACCCUAUUGUACGAUAGCACCGGACUGUAUGCUAAAGGAGAGCCUUGCAACACUGAGACUAUGGAGGUCAGCCUAUUUUCAAGUGCCUCUACAGAUGACCAUGAAAAUGAUAUGUUAAACACUAAUAUUAAAGUUCCAUUAGAAAAUAAUAGUGUCAAUGUUGUGGUGGUCCAUGCUUAUUCCAAAGAUUUCAAUGAUUCUUUAAGAUGCUACCCUGAUAAAUCCAUUGAUAAGGACAUGCAGAUCACUAUAGAGAAUCAAACUGUCUCCCAUGAAGAUCAUAUUUCCUCAACUGGUGAAAGUUCCUUUAAUAAAGGGUAUGCAACACAAGAGCACUUUAAACAAUCAAAACAGGAAGGCAAAACACAGUGUGCAGAACAUUUUGGCACUUCUCAACUUGCCACUGGCAUUUCGGAAUGUGAUAGAUGUCAAACAUCUUCCAGUAGUGCUUUUCCAUCUCCGACUGUUUUAAGAAAUACUAAGAACCAAUUCUUCAUAUCCUCCAGUGAGGACCUCCAUCACUCAAAUUUGGAAACAGAAAUUUCAAGUGGGUCUCAGAGCAGCCUUGAGAACUUGGCUGGCCAUGUAGAAAAGGCUGUGACUGACAGAAAAAAUAGUAUCAAGCAGUAUCAAGAAAUGUCUGAGUUGUCCCUCUCAGAAAAAACAUACACAGAGACCAAUAAUACAAGAAAUACAGAAGAUGGCACUUUAAAAACAAGUUUAAAGUCACAGAUCCCCUUUGAAGUAACAGGAAACAGGAGUCGGGAUUGUCCUGAUGUCUCGUUAGAGGAUUUAAAAAAUCCUCAGCAAUGCAGUAAAGAAACUCUUGCUCAAAAUCAUUCUGCUGUUAUAAGAAAUAGUGAACCAGUGAAGCUUCACAGUGCUAAUGACAUCAGAGACCCAACAAGAAAAGUGGAGCUAAUAGAAAAAGAAAUAUCCAGUGGAUACAUGCGCAAAAAGGUUGUGGAAGAUUCAAAAGAAUCACCAAUGGUUAAAGACUCAAUAAAGAGCAACAGCCAAAACAGCAAUAAUUCUUCUUUCAACUGUAAAUCUGAUGACAGACCCGUGAUUACAGGCCCUGAUCAAAAUCAUCAGACCUCUUCCAGCCUUCAUGUGCAAGAAAAUGACACAGUCAUUGUGAAGGAAAUUACUGACAGUCAAAAGCUUGAUAGCCGAGAGUUUCAAAAGAUUGGUCUCGCAAUACAUGAGAAGAUCUCAGAAGUCGUGAAGGAACAUCUCAAUAUGACUUUUAACAUGGAUGAGGUUGAAGACGUCAACAGAGAACAAGAGGCUUGCAGGAAAACAAUAUCCCUAGCAAUCCCUAGCACUGAUGAUCUUGACAUGUUUGAAGGUCCAUUGAAACAUUCACCAUGUGUAGAAGCACCGUGUGUGACCAAGCCAGAGCUUCAUAUUGAUAAGAGCACCAAAGUGAAUGGGGAAAGUUACAGUCAAGGCGAAAGUUUUGUCAAAUGUUCUUCUACAGAAAAAGACAAUUUCUUACACCACCAGCAAAGUGAAUUCAUUAGUAAUGGUUCUUUUCAGUCAGUGGAUGCAUGUACUGUAGAUUGCAGUGUCCAGUGUGCUGAACCAACAGAUAAUCAUCAGCUUGAUUCCUUAAAUGCUGGCUAUCAGAAUGAUACAGUAGUCACACCUCCUCAGUCAACAGUGAUGUCUGCUCCUGAAGAUACUCAAUGUCCCAAAGCUACCAGUUAUACUAACAUUACAAAAGCUGGAAAAAUUGAUCCGUAUGUGAUGGGGGAAUCAGAUCCAGAUGCCAGAUGUCAGAAUUCCACAACUUUUACCAACACUGUAAGGGCCCAGGGCUGUGGAAUCAGGCUAGAAUCUGUCACACCGAGAUUAGAAACUCAUCCUAAAGAAAGCAAGGAAGGAAACUUUUCAGAUAUCUCUAAUUCACUAAAAGAAAGCAACGUUCUGAAGAUCAUACAUCAUGUGCAGGACUGUAUUGCCUCAGAAAUGCCUAAAGAGGUGGAUAACAAGAAAUGUCUGAAGGUCAGCAAAGGAGAUAUUACUGUUGAAUUUCAGAAGUACAUGAAAGUCAGUACUGAAUCAAAGAUUUCAAUUGAAAAGAAGAACAAAUGCUCAGUCAGAAUGCUUAAUUCAGACCUUUGUCAGGCAACUGACAAGGACAGAAUUGGAAAACACCACAUUUUAAAUCUCAAAGAUCAACCCUAUGCUGAGCAGAACACAAAUAUGUCCAGUAACACUCCUAAAAGCAGUCCUGAAGACCAAACCCCACAGACCACUAUUUCUGAAGCAAGCAAACAAGCUCUACCACACACAUCCUGUGUGUCUCUGACACAGAGCAAUGAUCAAAUUAACAAUAUACAAAAGGUCAUUAUAAAUGGUACUGUUCAUAACAAUCCUCAACCAGAAGAUCAGUCAGUCUUCAAAGGUCACCACAAGUAUAAUCCAGGCAAAUUAGAAGGACAGUCCAAGAAUAUUCAAGGUGAAGAGAUACUGAAGCCUGCAAGCCAUCUGCAAUUUCAAGAGUCCGAAUCUAUCAACAUUGACUCCACAAUCCACACUGCACUUUUGGCCAAAGGUGAAAAACAGACAGGCAUGAAAGAAGCAAAUAAACCUGACCCCAAAUCUUCAGUGACUUCUAAGAAAAGUAGUCCAUUAAAUACACACCCAAAGGACCAUAAACACAUCAAUAAAAUUGAACCCACUGAAAAGACUACUGGAGUUGAAGAUCAUACAAAACCAGUCGGCGCAAGAUUGACCUCUUGCAGUAAUAAUGAUGAGCGGCAGAGAGCAAAGCCAAAGAAAUACAGAAGAGCUCAUUUUACAGCUCCUCCAAGUUCGUCUACAGACUCGACACCUGAUUCAUCUUUCGACGAGAUUGCCAAAACCAGAGCCCAUCAGUGUAGCCCAGCCGCUCGAGCCAAACUUGCCACUGCUUUCACAAGGACAAAUGUAUUUGCUCAAAAUAGAGCAGGAACUCUAUCACUAAAUGAACAAAAUAUGUCCUUAGCUUCAGCAAUUAGUGCAAGUCUAGAAGAAUCAAAAUCUAAAAUGGAAAACUGUAGCCAGGGAGAUGGCAUUGUUGCGGAAGCUGCCAAAGAUGGCAGCUCAGAUAAAGCAAAAAUGGGCAGUAGUCUUCAAAAGAGACAGUCUAGUCUCACUGCAGAAAAAAUUCCAACUCAAGAUGGCUUGUUAAAGGACAAAGAAGAAGCACUCAGUGUAACAAGAAGGAGUUUUACAUGUUUUUCCCCUGAAACUAAGCCAGAAAUACCACAGCUACUUCAGAAUGGUUCAGUGCAAAAUAGGGAACCCACCCUGCAUUUUGCAUCGAGUGACAUCAAUCCAUUCAUAUAUGCCAGAAAAUGUGAUGACAUCUUGAAAGUUGUGCCCAAAAAUCAGAUUUUUGGAAGUGCUAUCAACAUAUCCAGCAAGCUAUCUCAGUUAGAAAGUGCUGACAAGCGCAUUACCAGAUGUUGCAGUGUGGACAAUGGUCUAAAUAACCAGAAUUCUCCUUUUAAUUCCCAUUUGAGCACUUACGCCGUCCAAAAAGGGCUUUCUAGCACAUUAAGCAGCGUUGAAGAUUCCAAAGAGCAUAUUGCUGCAGCUCCAAACUCCCAGCUGAAGGAAGUGUGUCGUACCUCCUUUGUCUCCAGCGAUAAAACCUUAGCAGACUCAAGUUGUGAAUCUUUCAACAAUACUUCAGACUUGGGCCUCAGCUCAGGCCAAGUUGAUGAAAUAGUACUAGUUUACUCUUCUGAACAAGAAACACCAGAAAGUGAAAAUCAGAAUGCAAGAAAAUGUGACCAUGGCACGCAGACGGCCCUGUGUAAUGAGGAAAUAAAGGAGAAUAGACACAGGAGAAGCAACACUCAGGAUCCUGGAACCCAAAAAAAGCAGGCACAUGGAACAUCAACCACCUGGGCAAGUCUACAGAAUAUGUCUGAACAUCUGUCAGAAUUGAUUCUCAACACAUCUGACCUUCUGGGGAACAUUCAGGGUAUGAGAACAGAGGAUCAAAGUCCCCGGAAAUAUGAGCAUCCACAAAAAAAUUGCAGUAAAGUCUUAAAGGUUUACUUAGACAAGCCUUGUAAGAGGGAUGGAAAGAAAGAUGGCUCCACUCAGACUACUGUAGAUGUUGGUAUACAGACUGAAGCUCCACUGCUAGUGAAGCCAAGUAAAGUUCUGCCUAAAAGCCCACUUACAGAGAAAAGCAAAGCUCAGGAGGUAAACGUAAUCGUCAAAGUGAUUGGCUCUGACUUUUGCAGCGAUUCAGCCAAGCAAAAUGGCAUGAAGUGCUUUCAGGAUCAGUGCGAAAAUAGACAGAGCUUUGAAACAAUUAGAAGUAUGCCUGACUUGCGUCCUGAAGGUUUGCCCACCUCUGAGCAACUAGGACGAAAGUUAGACAUUACAGCUUUAAAGAGACUUUCACUAGAGGCUGUAUCAUUAAAUCAAGACUAUUCAGACCCCUGUGCCCUAACUGACACUGUAGACCAAAUUCCUAGUAAGUUGCCAUCCAGCUGCUUUGGAGUAUGUUCUGCUCACAGCAAGUGCUCUUCUGAUUUGUUGGCAAGAAAGAACCAAGGACAUCGGACGAAACCCAAGCCAAAAAUUUGCCCUGAUAAACGGGUAUUGUUAAUGGAUCGUGCCUCUUCACCGAUUCUCACUGUGGACGUGUCAAAUUGCUCUCAGAAAGGACAGACAAUGUUGACUCAGUGCUCAUCAAAUCACAGGACAACUAAAAUGCAAACCAACAGUGAGAAACUGAGAGUCUCAAGAACUUUAAAGAAUCCCAUUGAAAGCAAACAACUUCUGUCAAGAGAAGAAAAUAAACAAUUGCAUCAAAUAAACGAAAGGAAAGGCUUUUGUGGGCAUCACAAUGAAAAGUUUCAUGAAGACACAUCAGUUUCAUCUUGUGUAUCUUGUGAAAACUUUAGUGACCUUUAUUGCAAAAAUGGAGGAGAAUCAGAUGUAUACUCCACAGAGGCCACAUCCUUAUCCGGCAGAUGCGCACAAGAUGAAAUAAAAAAGAAGUUCUUUCACAGAGUUCCCACUCGAGAAGCGAGUGCCAUUUAUGUGCAUGGUCCCCCAUCUCCUGGUCACUCUUCUUCGGUUAAACACAGGCAGCAACGGGAGGACUGUAGCCGAAAUUUAGUGCAGUCCUCAACCCCCAUCAAUCGAAGGUAUGAGAGCAGCCCACUACAACAUAACCUCAGACUCUCUCAAGAUUCACUGAAGUGCUGGAGUGAUAUGAACAAAAGCAAUCUCCAGUACCAAGACGAAGAUGUGGAGUCACUGGCUCUGAGUGAGUGCAAUACAGACCUACUGGUCAGCAUCAACCCAUUCACUGAAACCCACACCUUCAAAUCCAAAGAAGACCAGUGGAUUCCUGACGCCCUGCCAAUGCACAACAAGUUUACAAACUGGUCAGGCAUUAAUCAGCUGUCAAAAGGGUUCAAUAAUGAGUACAGUCCAACCAUGAACAAACCCCCAGAAUGUCAUAAACCAGCAGUGGAGUGUAGGGCUAAACCUGAGUUGGUAGAAAAGGCAGAUAGAAGGACGAGGGAAAUUGAGAGGUUGCGGAAAGAACGAGAGCAGGUGUUGGCCUCUGUGUCUCUUGACAUGAAUCCUCAACAGCUGAGUGUCGAGCUCACAGAGGCCAAGUUACAUUACGGCCUGGGGGAGACGGACACUCUGCUAAAGAUGCUGCAGUCCAGUCCCAAAGAGGAGCCUGCAGUCUCCACCAAGCAGCAGCUCUAUGACAGGCACAGGAGGAGCAUUGAUAAUUUGAAGAAAGAAAGACAAGUUCAACUUCAAAAUUGCCGCAGGGCUCGAAGCCUCAGCCCCAGCAAGCACCCAAACUCACCAAGUCACGAGACGGAGCAGUCUCAAAGAUGCUCAGACAGGCCAAGCCGACGACUGGAGUAUCUGCAACAGCUACGCCAAGAAGUAGUGGAGAUGAGCAGAGUCUCAGACCCAGUGAGACGAGGGAGUCAGUGUCCCUCAGAUAUUGAGUUCCUGCUGCGUGACUACAGUCGAGCGCGAGAGGAGGCCAGGACAGAGAUUGCCAGAGCGCGAGAGCGGCUUCGCGAGAGAACAGAGCAGGAGAAGAGGAGAUUACAGCAACAGGCUCUCGCACAGACUGUAAAAGACGACCUGAGGCUUCGCACACGUUUCAGCAGCAGCACCCUGUGCACUGGUUCUAAUCUCAGUCUAUCCUCUGGACCUACUUCAGGCUAUAACAGCAGCAAUGCAGCGUUACUGAAAGAUGGUACCUCUCCAUCUAUACAGAUCACUGGAGUCACAGAUGUCGGGUUGAGAGUCAGGAGUCGACCUCCCUUGAUCCCCCCGCAGAGUUUAAAGGCUCCUCGUGUGUGGCUGUCUGCUCAAGAUGUUCGUCUGGAGACGUCCUCUUCUAGAUAUGAGCCUCUGUCCUCCUCCUCGCCAUCAUCUCCCCCUCCACGGCAGCGCACCUUUUCUUUCGGCUCUCGUUCUUUGUCUCUUUCUACAUCCUACCAGGACAUCGCAGACUGCACUCUCUCCAGUGCUAUAUCUGAGGUUCAUUUAGCUUCUGGUGGAGACCUGAGGAAUCUACUUGCAGGGAAGGUUGCAGCUGGCUGGAGGUAUCAGGGCAUGGAACGAGGAGUCCAGACUUUCCACAGGCCCUGCUCAAGACCUACAGCUCAUAGCUUUCUUGGGGCAGUUGAGCUGGACAGACCCUUGGCCAGUCUGUGGAGUUUAAUCCGAGACCACUCCAAGACUCAUCUCUACAACGAGUCUCUGAAGACUGCCUGGACUCGACCGCUGGACAGCAGCACACAAUUAGUCUACCUGUUGACGGAUCCGUCCAAAUGUCAGCUAAAACAGCCGCGGGAUUUCUGUUGCCUGAGCACUGAGUCCAAACAGGAUGAUAUGUGGGUGCUGGCUAUGCAGUCUGUGUUUGAGGAGUCUCUCCCUCGCCCCAGUGUGGACGCUGUACGAGGAGAGAUGCUUCCCAGUGCCUGGAUUCUUCAGCCCAGCCAGCAUCAGGGUCGAGAGAUGGUCAAAGUUAUCUAUCUACUACAGGUGGAUCUGGGCAGUCCGUCCCUGCCUCAGAGGCUGCUGAGCACAGUGGCUAGGAAACAGGCUGCCGUAAUCGCAGACCUUGAUUCUUCUUUCUCCUUCUCUUGACCUGUCAUGUGUCAUACAGCAUUGAGCACUUAUUCUAAAGGUCUAUUCUGAAGCAAACUUGCACCUCUUUUUAUUUGACAUUUUUUUUAUACAUUUUUCUUAUUCUUUCCACAGAGCACUGAAGGCAUAUCUAUGUGAAUUUAUUUUGAUAUUUUUUAUGCUUUUUAAAGGUGCUUCCUUGUGCCAAAGUCUGGACAGGAGUUUUUAUGCUUGUCACAAGUGCCCUGAAGCUUCAUUUGUUCUCAUAUGUAACUGAUGAAAAUUACUUGACAUUAAUAACUGUGUACAUAGCUCUGCAUAUCAUAAUUAGUGAUAAUGAGUAUGUGGAUCAUCCGUCCAGUAUUCCGUAGGUGCGUAGCAUAAUAAUGUGAUGAAGCUAGUUUUACUGAGUAUCUAAAUUAGAGCUCAAAUUUUUGAAACUUGAAUUUAAUAGAAAUUGCAAUAAAAAAACACAUUUUUAUUGUAUCGGAAUGUAAAAUAUGCAGUUUAGUGCUGCUGCAUAACAUGCACAGUGCAUGAUUUAUCAUUAGAGAUGUUCUUAUGAAGUGUUGAAGCAGAUUAAAAACCUGUAUGACGAAAGGUUUAUGAUUCAUAUUUAGUAACAUUUUCCAAGUGAUCAAACUGUCAUUACAACACACAAGUAAAUUGAGUCUUUUGUUCUUUUGUACAUUUUUUUUUAUUCUAUUAUUAUUAUUAUUUUUACAUUUUUCCUUAGUAUAAUACACAGUCUAAUGGGCACAAUGAUCAAAUUCUAUUAGUUUUUUCGAUUUUCUAAGUGAGAAUAUCUUCCUACACAGAACUCACUUACACAUGUUCUGCAUCUUAAUUACAGUUCAAAACAAUAUGUAUAUGUUACAUGUUCAUUUUUAAUAAUAAAUAAUAGUAGUAUAGGUUUUUUUUUUUCCUUUUUCAGUAAGAAAAUAAAUUACAGGUAAAUGUGUAAUUUGACUAGCACAAUCAAACUGUUGCUUAAGACUGUACACGUUGUUGUGGUUCUAAGCAUUGUAAAGACAGUUUUCUAAAAUAUCUGUUUAUUUUCUUUUUUUUUAUUGUAAUUUUGUUUCUUUUCCGCAAUUCAUCAACUGUCAUAGAAUUUUGAUAUUUUUUGUUUUGUUGAUUAAUUUUCUUAUAGUUUACAAGCUACACAUGUUUGUUACUUUUUUUCUACAUUUAAAAAGAAAACAAUGUAUGUAAUGAAAAAUAUGUGAGCAAAAUGCAUUUAUAAAAAAAAAUCAGAAUACCAAAACAAAUAGAAAAUAGGAAAAUGAACCUGAAACUGUAAUUAUGGUAAGUGGAUAUUUAUAUUUCUUGCCUUAUUUGACCAACUUCCUGCACUAAAGCAUAUGAUUCUGAGAGUUUAAUAGUAAGAACAACUUUAUACACUAUUUCCAUGGUUGUUGUUCAUUUGAUGGCAUUUUCUGUAUUUUUGUACUUUUUUCUCUCUGUUUAUGAAGAAUAUGCAAUGUAUUGUUAUAAGCUUACCUCCGACAAGGAAACUGUAACCCUGAACAAAACGUAAUUCAUAACAUUGUAUGCAUAGCAAAUGUUACUGUUACAUCUGAUAAACACUGCACUUUCACUCUUAGUAAUUAAUAUUAGACCCACAUUCCACACAAUAGCCUGCAAGCCCAGGUUGCUCCAGGACAGUCAGCUGCAUAGAUCUGAACACUGCAACUUGCUUUGGGCCACUAUGUCAGCAAAAUGACAAAAAUGUAAAUGUCAGUGGAUAUGCAGUUCUACAGAAAUAGAAUCAGCCCUUGGGGUUUACAGAGAGGUUUAUUUUUCUUCCCCCAAAACAAGAGGGUUUGAAACUCUUAGUCAGAAUGUAUAACUAAGUCUUGUUAUUUAUUCGAAUCAUUAGAAGGAUCAAAAUGCCUUGAAGUAGCUUCUUUUUAUUACAGUGGAAGAGCUGAUUCACACUUUUAGUGGUCAGCAUAUUCAGAUUAGACAACUGUCUACAGUAAUGGUAAAUACACUACAGCUUUGUACAUAUUAUUAUAGUCAAAGCUAUGACUUGCUUCACCACUAAGCUUGUUUUAAGCACUGUAUAGGACUAGUACCACGGUUCUGUUUGAAGCCCAGGAUGAUGAAGGACCUGAAGCAUUCUGCUUCUCCUAAAACACAAAGAAUUAUAUAUACAUAUCUUAAUUGUUAUGUGUGUUUUCUGUUAUGCUAUGAUAUAUAAUCCCUUCUAUUUAAAUGUAAAGUAAUUCAUAUGUUUAUUUUUUGUUGUUACCUUUUCUUGUGGUUGGUUUAAUUGUUUUUAUACUUUUGUAGAAGGAACAAUCUUUCACUGACAUUUAAUUUAUAAGCAAAAGCAUUAUUUUCUUAAAUAUAUUUGACAUUUUCAAAAAAACUUGUUUUU